AUGUGGAUCAAUCAAGCAUCAUCAUGGGCCUUCGGACUCUCCCUGAUAACGUCUGUAACCUCCUCACCCAUCCAGGUCCGAACUACAGGCCCAUGGAUGGCCAUUGACUCGGACUUCCCUGACCCCGGCUUCGUCCAAGCGGACGACGGCGUGUGGUAUGCUUUCGGCACCAAUGGCAAUAACAGGACCGUCCAGGUCGCCAGGUCUCCGGACUUCAAGACAUGGACCCUCCUUGAUAAAGAAGCCCUGCCUACACUCGCAGGAUGGGAGACCCAGAUUGACCACUGGGCACCAGACGUAGUCCGACGAAACGACGGCAAAUACGUCCUCUACUACUCAGGCGAAGCCAAAGAGAUGCUCAGACACCACUGCGUCGGCACCGCCGUAUCUGAAGGCACCGAUCCAUCGGGACCCUACAUCCCCAACCCCACUCCCCUCUCCUGCCGUCUCGACCAAGGCGGCUCCAUCGACUCGUCAGGCUUCCUCGACAAAGACGGCACCCGGUACGUAGUCUUCAAAGUCGAUGGCAACAGCAUCGGCAACGGCGGUGAUUGCAACAAUGGCAUCGCACCCCUGAAACCCACCCCAAUCCUCCUCCAACAAGUAGCCACCGACGGCUUCACCCCCGUCGGCGACGCCGUGCAGAUCCUCGACCGCGACGACAGUGACGGGCCACUCGUCGAAGCCCCCAACCUCAUUCUUCACGGAGACACAUACUUCCUCUUCUACUCGACUCACUGCUACACCGACCCGCUGUAUGACAUCCGCUGGGCAACCGCCAAAUCAAUCACCGGCCCAUACACCAAGACGGGCGCCCAGCUGGUCAAAUCCGGUGACUAUAACCUCGUUUCACCCGGCGGAGGCACGGUCUGUGGCUGCGGCGAUAAGAUGCUCUUCCAUGGGUUCUGUGGCGACAAUAGACGGUGCACAUAUGCUGCAGAUAUAACUAUCCAGGGCACUCAGGUCUCGUUUGUUUGA
Aspergillus ibericus CBS 121593 is the source of this 978-nucleotide messenger RNA. RefSeq names its product glycoside hydrolase family 43 protein. The record is from RefSeq and is a predicted model, not a curated record. Gene Ontology annotation, molecular function: hydrolase activity, hydrolyzing O-glycosyl compounds. Gene Ontology annotation, biological process: carbohydrate metabolic process. Lineage: Eukaryota; Fungi; Ascomycota; Eurotiomycetes; Eurotiales; Aspergillaceae. The coding region runs from base 1 to 978 and encodes 325 amino acids. The transcript is spliced from 2 exons.